Molecule: messenger RNA, 1548 nt
Organism: Debaryomyces hansenii CBS767
Lineage: Eukaryota; Fungi; Ascomycota; Pichiomycetes; Serinales; Debaryomycetaceae
Gene: PTC2
Product: type 2C protein phosphatase
Exons: 1
Coding region: 1-1548 (515 amino acids)
Biological process (GO): protein dephosphorylation
Molecular function (GO): protein serine/threonine phosphatase activity; cation binding
Source: RefSeq, a predicted model, not a curated record
AUGGGUCAAAUACUUUCACAACCAGUUACUGAAAAAAUAUCGGAACAUGGUAUCGACAAACAUUUAGCAUACGGUAUAUCGUGUAUGCAAGGAUGGAGAGUAAAUAUGGAAGAUGCACACGCUACGAUAUUGAACUUGUAUGACUUGAAAAAUGAGGGAAAAGGAGCAGUUUCAGACAAGGCACAAGAUAAUUCAUCUUCUGGUAAGAGUGGUACCGACAAUGACACGACUGAAGAACAUACUUCGUUUUUCGGUGUCUACGAUGGGCACGGGGGUGAAAAGGUAGCUAUUUUUACGGGACAGCAUUUGCAUGAGAUAAUCAAGUCGACAAAGGCAUUCCAAGAGAAAGAUUACGUCAAUGCAUUCAAAGAAGGUUUUUUAAAUUGUGACCAAGCUAUUUUAAAUGAUGAUGAAAUGAAAGAAGACGACAGUGGAUGUGCUGCUGUUUCUGUUAUCAUUACACCAAGACAAGUCAUAUGUGGUAAUGCCGGUGAUUCGCGAAGUAUUAUGUCGAUUAAUGGGUUUGCUAAGGCAUUGUCUUAUGAUCAUAAGCCAUCUAACGAAGGUGAGAAGAGCCGUAUUUGUUCGGCUGGUGGUUAUGUUGACAUGGGUAGAGUCAAUGGUAACUUAGCUUUAUCGCGUGGUAUUGGUGAUUUUGAAUUUAAGAAGAAUAUUGAUUUACCACCUGAAGAACAGACAGUCACAUGUUACCCAGAUGUUAUACAGCACAACUUGGAUUUCACUAAGGAUGAGUUCGUCGUGUUAGCAUGUGACGGUAUUUGGGAUUGUCUUUCGUCUCAACAGUGUAUUGAAUGUGUUAGUAGAGGCCUUUAUGAACGUAAACCUUUGCAAGAUAUUUGUGAAGAGAUCAUGGAAUUAUGUUGUGCACCAACAAGUGAUGGUUCUGGUAUCGGAUGUGAUAAUAUGUCUAUGUCUAUUGUUGCUUUAUUAGAUGAAUCAAGGAAUGAAUCAUUGGACCAAUGGUAUGACAGGGUCAUCAAGAGAAUUGAACUUUCUCAAUCGGAAGAUGAAGAAAGUCAAUUCUAUGGUAAUAUCUCUGGUGAAUACAAUGAUAUGUAUAAGCAAAUGUAUGGUGAAUAUUUUGAAAUUGGUCAACAAUCCCAGAAUUCUAACACCAAGAGUGCUGGCAACAAUUCAAGUUACUACUCUAUGUUUGGCGGAUUGCCAGGUUUACGUAAUGGCCCAGGACUCAACCAAAAUGAAGACGAAGAAGAGAAUGAACUUUCUAACGAGCCUACUGAAGAAAUUCAGGAAGACGGCACUGCGGCUGACUUGGCUGGUAACGGAGCUAUCUCCUUGCAGAAAUUAUUGGCCAGUAAUGCGAUUACGAACGAAAAUGGUGUUAUCUAUUUAGACACAUCUUCUGCGCAAUCACUUUUAGCCCAUUUUGGUAUGUCUGGUGAAGACGAUGAAUACGAAGGAAAUGAUGUUCACGACAAACAUAUUGAGGAGGAAGAAGUCGAGGAGGACGAUGAUCAAGAGUCUAAAUCCAAGAUCGAAGAGGAGCCACAAGAUGAUGAAGAAUAA